Messenger RNA from Symbiodinium necroappetens, 1239 nucleotides. The record is from the annotation of a GenBank genome assembly. Lineage: Eukaryota; Dinophyceae; Suessiales; Symbiodiniaceae.
CUUCACCUUUUGCCCCGCCUCCCGGAGACAACUCGUGGGAUGGCGGAUGGAUUCUGGAAGCUUCAGAUCGGCUGCUGCCAGUGCGCUGAUACCGGCAUUCUCCAGAGAGCGAGGAGUGCUGGAGAAAAAAUUGAGAAUGACCUGGAGGAGGUGCAUUUUCAGGCACAAGCUGAUUGGGUGAUGAUCGACGAGUUCCGCUGGGACAAGGAAAGAGUCCAGGUUGCCGAUUUCGGCGGCAGUAAGAUCACAUGUGGCAGCAGCUGUUCCCCGAGCUGGAGCCAGGAGACCGAGGCGCCCGCCUCGACGGAGCCUUCGAUUGGAUCUGACUCAGAGGUACAGUCCGAAGGGAGGAAAUUCCAGUGGCCAGCAUCGCAAAAGCUCGACAUGAGCCUCGAGCUGCGCCCCCCUCUGGGGGACAUGGGCUCUCCGGACGACAUGCUUGAGCCAUGCUUGCCAGAGCAGCCGCUGACUUCAGAGAACUCGCCCAUUCCGAAAGCUUGGCCGUACCCACCGACACAUUCUAUUGAUUGCGAGGAGCUGCUACAGACAGACGCAGAAGACGAUGAGGUUUGGAGCAGCAUCGGCUUCUUUCAAGAAUCGCCUUCUAUCACGAUGCCAGAAUCUGGCACAAUCGCGUCCGUGAAGCCGCCGAAGACGAAAUCUCCCGUGGCUUCCAUCGGUGAGACCACAGCCUUCGAUGCUGGUGCCGCAAGAGUCCUUUCACCUGGAGCAGGCCUCCAGGCGCGCGAGAUUCAUCUUGCGGAGGUGCCACCUCCGGCAGGGAACAUGGCCGGUCGUCCUCCCUGUCCGGACUUGGAUACGAGCAGUGCGAGCAGUCAGGACAGUCCUCGCUACGAACGGGACAGAGGCAGCAAGCAAGAAUUCCUCUCCUCCGCCCCCAUGAGCGAGAGUCAAAGCAAGAGGGUUGCGAGCGGCUUCCUCAACGACAACGAUUUCUUUCAUGUGAACGAAGUCGACGUCGAGUCCGCAGUGCGUCAUCCUUUGCUUGAAGCCGUGCUUCAGAAUCGACCUCGUGUCGUUAAAGCCCUCCUCCUCCUCGGCAGCCGUAAGGAUGUGCGGAACUCCCACGGCCUCACGCCGUUGCAAUUGGCACAACAUCUUGAACGCGAACAAGGUGGCUUCCAGGAGGUCCUGCAUGUCUUCGCCAUGGACGACUCUGGUGGGGCACGUCUCCAAGAGGGAAUCAAGGUGAUCAAGCACAUCAAAGUGAACAUCUGA